GGGUGUGUCUGCACUCCUGGGGCAGAAGCUACCUGUACUGGCUGGGAAACACCUAACUCCCUUCCCACAGGGAGUUAACAAGGUUCAGCGAUGCCUCUACCAGCCUGGUUCAAUCUGCUGCUUCUCUUUCCGUGCAUUGGUACUAUCAAGACCUGCUCCCGAGGAUGCCACUGCGAAGUGGAGAGUUUUGGUCUCUUUGACAGCUUCAGCUUGACCAAGGUGGACUGCAGUGGAAUAGGCUCACACAUUGUUCCCGUCCCUAUCCCACUGGAUACUUCCUAUUUGGAUCUGUCCUCAAACAAACUGGAAAACAUCAAUGAGUCAAUGCUAACCGGCCCUGGUUACACCACCUUGGUGAGCCUUGACCUGAGCUAUAAUAAAAUUGCUAAGAUCUCUUCCACAACCUUCUCCAGGCUCAGGUAUCUGGAAUCCUUGGAUCUGAGUCAUAACUCUUUGGCAGUUCUUCCCGAGGAAUGCUUCUCCAGCUCUCCCCUGGGGGACAUAGAUUUGAGCAACAACAACCUCCUGGAUAUAAGGCUAGAUGUCUUUGCUUCCAGAGGUCAAGGGAGACCCAUUAACGUGGACCUGUCCAACAACAUGAUAAAUACAGUCUCAGGACACUACGACAAAAACAUCCCCAACAUCCAGAGUUUAAAUCUGUCUGGAAACAGACUAAAGACUGUGCCAAAUCUCCAAGGGAUUCCUCUGCGAUACUUAAAUCUCGAUGGGAAUCCUCUGGCUAAGAUUGAGAAAGGAGCCUUUGCAGGACUGAGGGAUUUAAUUCAUUUAUCUCUUAGCAGCUUACGGGGCUUUAGAGAUCUCUCUCCUUACAGCUUCAAAGAACUGCCCAAUCUCCAGGUACUCGAUUUAUCUAGCAACCCCAAUCUUAAGUCGUUGAGUGCCGAAGUCGUCUUUGGUCUAAGCUCCUUGCAAGAGCUCAACCUGUCCAGUACAAGUGUGUCCUUCUUGCCAAAGACGGUGCUGAAAUACUUACCUACCAUCAAAAGCAUUACCUUGGGGAAGAAUGUUCAGUGUCUUAAGGUGAUCAAGGAAGGACAGUAUCACCGACAAAUUGGACUGACCAAAAAAGAGGUCCUCAGUUGUCAUGACAGCCAUGGGUCUGUAGCAGCAGCAUCCUAUGUCUUGUGAUGAAAGUUGAGGGGAAGGGGCUUGGGGGGACGAAGUGAGAUUGUACAGCUAUCUGGACUGUCAUGACCUGCCGCGUGCCUUUCGUAAAUAAUUUUGUUAAUAAUUUAUACAUUUGUAUAUGCCAAUACUUGAUGAUGUGUGUCUUUAAAUUCUGUAUUCCUGACCACCA
This is a messenger RNA of Pelodiscus sinensis (Chinese soft-shelled turtle), 1318 nucleotides long. RefSeq names its product tsukushi, small leucine rich proteoglycan (gene TSKU). Lineage: Eukaryota; Metazoa; Chordata; Testudines; Trionychidae. The record is from RefSeq and is a predicted model, not a curated record. Gene Ontology annotation, molecular function: protein binding.